AUGACAACUCUGUCACACGAUAUAGCUGGUUUAAUUCUGCCGCAUGAUCAGUAUGGAAGUCAUCUAAAUGCAGAUGGAAAAACGAUCGAUGUUGUUUUGGAAAAAGAGAACUUCUGUAAAGCAGGUGAAACAUUAGCAGAAGUGUGGUCGUCGACAGUGAUUGAUAGUUUUCCUGUAGUAGCACAAUAUGUUGAGCAUAGUGAUUUUGCUGCAGAAGAGAAUUUGGAUGAAAAAUGGUGUUCGCUUCCUGUUCUACAAACACAGUAUGCAUGUCAAAUAGUUAGAUGUAAUUCAAUAGAAUGUUGUGGUCAGUGGCGAAGUAAUUAUAUACAAAUAUUUCCGCAUCGUUUCUUACCAGCACCUGUUCCAUUUCAACAUACUUCAGAAGGUCUAGAGGUUGCACAGACUGACAACGGUAGUGGUGCUUUUAUGGCUCUCUUUCUCAAAGAUUAA
Messenger RNA from Didymodactylos carnosus, 453 nucleotides. The record is from the annotation of a GenBank genome assembly. Lineage: Eukaryota; Metazoa; Rotifera; Eurotatoria; Philodinida; Philodinidae.